Messenger RNA from Plasmodium gallinaceum, 5769 nucleotides. Its product is annotated as conserved Plasmodium protein, unknown function. The record is from RefSeq and is a predicted model, not a curated record. Bases 1 to 5769 code for a protein of 1922 amino acids. The transcript is spliced from 18 exons. NCBI's taxonomy places the organism in Eukaryota, Apicomplexa, Aconoidasida, Haemosporida, Plasmodiidae.
AUGUCUAUAAGUAGUAUUAAAUUCAAAAGUCAUUUUGCUCUAAAAAUAAAACUAAAAUCUUUGCAUUUUUCAUGCAAAAACUUCAGUAACAUAACAACGUUAAAAGUAAAAAUUUUUUAUGAAGAAGAAGAUGAAGAAAAAAUAUCCAAUGUAUCAGAAAGAGUUCAAAUAAUUGAAAUGUUGAAUAAUGAAUACAAUUUAAUGUUUAAAGAUAAUAUAAAUAAAAAUUUCUAUUUACCAGUUGUUUGCUUAAAUGGGAAAUGUCCAGAAUUUAUAAAUGUUAUUUUUAACAAUCAAAAAAGGAAAGAUAUUGGAUUAAAAUUAUACUUAAAUAAAUAUUAUAGCUUUUUAAAAUAUUAUAGCUCAUAUAAAAUGUACAAAAUAUAUAAAUUCAACAAUAGUAACGUAAAAGGUCAUGUUGAAUUGGCUAUAGAUUUAGUUAGUUGCGAGAAUCCUUUCAAUUAUUUUGGAAAUAAAAAAGAAAAUAUGGAACAAAAUGAUUACUAUACUUUAGCAACUAAAGUAUCCGUUAGCAAAUUAAAGAAAGAAAUGAUGAUAUUUAAAACUGAUAAAGACAUUGAUAUGCAUAUAGAAUCUUUUAAAAUAAUUCGAAAGAAUCGUAUUAAAGAAGUUCCACUAUCAAAUAAGCAAAAUGUACUUAAUUUUUUUUCUUCCUCUUCUAAAAAUAUAUAUGAGAAAAUGCCAAUUCCUUUGAUACCAUCUUCCAAUUUAUUUGAUAUUCUUUUCUUAGAAAUAUUUCCUCAAUAUAGACAAAAAAAACCAUAUUGGCUAAAAAUUGUUAAUGAUGCUUAUGACUUAUAUUUGUGUAAUCAUUUCCACUGCUAUAACAUGGAUAUGGAAAAUCUUUUUUAUGAGGAAAUAAAAACAUGUUCUCUAUUCUUUUACCUAGAAAGUAUAUUUGUUAAAAUAGCGGCAAAUUUUGCAAAAAGUGUAAUAAUUCAAGAAUAUACGAAAUACACUUCUUUUAGAUAUGUUGAUAAACUAUUUUCUAAAAAAGCCAAACCACAACAUAAAACAGUGUUUAAUCAUAAUUUUAAAUACGAAAAAAUAAUAGGAAAUAAUCCCUUAGAAAUUUUUAAGCUUUUUAAAAAUGAUGAAAUAUAUGUAACAAAUGACACUGACGUUAUUAGAGAAGGAUUAAUAGGAAUUUUAAUAUUUGGAGAUGAUAAAAUGGAUAUAGAUAAUGCUUAUAAAAAAUAUAAUAGUGAAAUAAAAGCACAACAAUGGAUAAACAAAGGAAUAGCUCAAGUUAAAAUUGAAAAUUUAAAAGAAUUAAAAAAAAAAUUCAAACAAAAUAUAAAUAAUGAAAGAAUAUCCCUAUCUAUACUAUCUUUUAAUUUAAGCACUAUUGUAUCAUAUAAAGGAUUUAAAAUGUAUGUCAUGCCAUCUCCAAUUUUUCCUUUGGUUAUAACUAAAUUAAAUGAAAUUGAAGGGAAUCUAAAAUAUGAAUUGAAGUUAUUAGAAAAACUUAUUCCUACAUACAGCUUAUUCAAACAAGAUCAUUGCAAAAAUACAUUUUUUGUACAAUAUGAUUCACAAAAUAAUUAUGUCUUUUAUAAUAUUAAUUCUAUGCUGAUCAAAUCAAAUAAAAAUAAUUUUUCAUUUUUUGGAAAUUCUAAAUUAGAAUAUUACGACAAUGAGAAGAGUGACAACUUUUAUCAAGGAAAAUCAUUCCAUUCAAGUUUUCUGAAGAUAUCUAAUAAUAUUAACUUUUAUGAAGAGGUAAAUGAAUAUGACGAAUGUAAAAGUAAUUAUGACAAAUUACUAGAUAUUCAUCUACAAAAUGUUGUAAGAGAUAUAGAAAGCUUAUCAUUUCAUGUUCCAUUUGAUAGUAUCUCUUUAAAAACAUUUCUACAUAGUAGAGGAGUAAAAAUGAAACAGUUAGGAAAAAUGUUGAAAUUUGUAACAUUUAAAUGGUUGUAUAAUAUGAUUUAUAACGAAAUAUUAAUUCGAUGUAUUAAGAAUUUUAUAUUCUAUUGCAUAAGAGAAAUAUGUAUAUUCUAUAAGAAAAAUAUAAAUAAUUAUUUAUUUGAUGAGUUUCAAAAAUAUGGAAAUAAAUUCAAAAAACAACAAUCCAUAUUUUUGAAAAAUUUAAAAUUAAAAAAUAAAACAGAUAUUUUUAAUGAAAAUAAUGACAAAGAAGAAAUAGAAGGGAACAUACUAAGUUCCUCUAAUGAAUGUGAUGAAUUGGAGAAUUCAGAAAAUUAUGAAUCAUUUAGUAGUAAUUCAAGAUCAUCAAUAAAUUCAGAACAAAUAUACCUACCAAGAAAUAAUGUUCAAAAAAUGCAUCUAUCUUCAAAGAAAAAAGCAUUAAAAACAUUUUUAAAUAUAUCUAAAAUACUUAAAAAAAAGAUGAUCUUAGAAAAUCAUUUAGAUUGCAACUUUUCCUUAUCUUCUAAACUUUUAAACUUUUAUCGUUUUAAAAAAUAUACCAACACUGAAAUGUACAGCGUAAAAAAUUUAAAUAAUAAAGAGACAAAGUUAGAUAUUUUAAAUCUGAUUAAAAAGAAAUAUAAAGGAAAUAUAACUGUUAUUGAUAUGUUUAUAAUAAAUGUUUUUAAUUUAAUAUUAACACAUAAUCAUUAUAUAGAAAAUAUAUUAGUAGUGGUGAAAAAAUUAUGUGCAAAAUUAUUUAAUAUUAAAAAUUUUAGUUUUAUAGAAUUACAUCAUAAUUAUAUAUAUGAGAACUUGCAGAAAUGUUUAGGUAUUCUUUUUUUUCCAUCUUUAUUAGAAUAUGAUGAAAAAAUAAAAAAAGCAAAUAGAAUUUUUGAAUUACAUCAUUUAAAAUCAUAUAAUAUUAGAAUAAAAAGAUCUAUUAAUAUUAUGUACAUUGAUUUGCCAAUUUACAAAUAUAUUCAAAAACCAAAAAAUAUUAAUCUAGAUAUAAAUAAUGAGAAUAAGCAUAUAUUAUCACAUUUAAUUUUCUUUACAAUAAUGUAUCAUCAUCAUCUUAAUAUGAGCAAUAAAAUAUAUAUAGAACAAUUAAUAAUGCAUGAUGAAAAAAACAACAGGAAGAAAAAAACAAAAAAUGAUAAACAUGAUAUAGAUAACGAAAAGAAAGAAAAUAAAAUUAUAGAAAUAUAUGAUAAUUAUAAGAAUAAAUCCAGAAAACUUAAAUGUUUAAAUAAAAUUUUUAAUUCAAAUUCUUUUGAAAAAUAUAAUAAAUCAUUAUUUCUAAAUGAAAAAAACAAUUGGCCAUAUGAUAUAAAAUUAAAUUCCUUAUUAGCAUCAAAAGAUAGUAUUACAUUAUAUAAUGAUACAAGUUAUCUCACUUUUUAUGGAUUACUAAAUAUAAUAGCUAUAGGAAUAAAGUUUAAUUUUUUUGAAAGUUCGUUUAAAAUAUCUAAUUAUGUUUUUAGGUAUAUAUCGGAAGAUAACGUCAUUUCAAUUCAUGUUCGUAUUAUGUGGUUGUCUAUGUAUGUUUUUAAAAAAUAUAAUUCAAAAUGUCUAUCAAGAAAAGCAGAAAUAAAUGAAAUUAAAAAUAAUUUAUUUAUAAAUUAUCUUUAUACAAAUCAAUCAUAUGAAAGCAGCAAUGAUAAUAAUAUUGAUAGUAAUAGCAAUGUACAAAGAGAAAAUUUUAUAAAUGAACAAUUAACUACUACCAAGCGAAUGAUUUUUAAAGACGAUAUUAACGAAUAUAAUGAUUUAGACAAAGAUUUAAAUUAUUCUUAUCAUGAGAAAUAUGAAAAACAUGAUAAUUAUAAUUAUAUUGAUAGUGAUGAAGAUAAUUUUUUUCAUUUCGCUAAGAUAGAUGUAUAUAAAAAAACAUAUGAAAUUUGUUCAAAUAUUUUAAGUAAUUACUUCAUUUUUUUUCAUCCAUUUUAUUUAGAUUUUUAUCUAUCUUUAGCUUGGUAUAAUAAAAGCGCAAAAAAAUAUAGAGAGUUUUUGUUUCUUUUGAGAGCAACUAUUUUAUUACAAAUAAAUAUGAGCUUAAAGAAUUAUAAUGAGCAGAAAAUUGAAAAUAUAAAACUAAGUGAUGAUUUUGAUAAUCUGGUUUAUUCUAAAUUUAAUAGAAAUAAAAAUAAUAAUGAAAAGAGUAUAUUGAAAGAGGCAAAUAAAAAUGAAUCAUAUUUUUUUCUAAAUGAUAUAUGUUAUCCGCAUGAAAAAUUAUUUUUAUAUGAUAAUAUAAAAUUAAUACCAAAAACUAAUUCUUUUUAUAAUAUUAGAUUGGCUAGCACAUUACAUUAUUUUGCAAAUUCUCUAUUUUAUUAUUAUAAUACUAAUAAAAUUGUUAAAAAAUAUAAAAGUAAUAAUUUUGUCUUGAGUAGUUCUUUUUAUUGUAUAAAAGUGUUAGAAAGUGUAAAAAAUAUAUUUCAAUUUUUUAAUACAAAAAAUAUAAAUAUAGCAAAAGUAUCAUUAGACUUAUCUUUAAUGGCUUUAAAAAUAAUGUUUUCAGAAAAAGAAUCAAAUAUAGAUAAAAAUAAAAUGAUGAUAUAUGCUUUAAUAAAUGCUAAACAUGCAGAAAAGAUUUUUAGACAUAACUAUGGAAUAAACAAUAUAGAUACAUUAUAUUGCAAUUACGUUUUAAGUUUAAUUUAUAUGCAUUUAGAUAAUAAAAAUUGUAUAUAUAUAUUUGAAGAAGUAUAUUAUUAUUUAAUGAAUUACAAUUAUACAUAUCAUGAUAAAAAUAUUGUAAAUGAAAUUUUUUGGUAUUUUCCUGAAAACAUAGUAACAUUAAAAUGUAAUGAUGGUAAAGGGAUUUUAGAUAAAGAUAAAAUAAAAUGUCAUUUAUUCAAUAUUUAUAUAAAUAUUUUUAUUCCUUUUAAAUACUUAAGGAAAAUUAUGAAGAUAUUAUUAUUACUUUAUUCUACUGAAUUAUACAAAAAUAACAAAGAUGUUGAAGUCCUAAAAUUGUCUACAGAUUUAUACGACUCAAAUUUAUAUUCUUAUGAAAAAAUUCUUGUGUAUAUAAAGACAUAUAAAUACAUUUUAGAUAAAAAUGAAUUAUUUUCUCAAAUUUAUGAAUACAAUGAAUUGCUAAAAAAUAACAAAAACAUAAUAAAUCAGUUAAAAAAAGUAAAGACAAAAGAAAAUUAUAUAUAUACAGAAAAUCAUCAUGAAAUGAAUUUUAAUUUUUAUGAUGAUCAUAAUGUUAACAUAGAAAAUUUUGUUAAGAAUAUUCAAAAAUAUGAAAAUAGAAAUUUUGAUGAUAUUUUUUUCGGAAAUAAAAAGAACAUUGAUUUUAUUCUAGAAAAUGAAAAUCACAAUUUUAAAAAAUAUAAAAGUGUAACAGCUUAUUACCUAAAAAAAUUAAUAAAUAAUGUUGAAUACAAAGUAAAAUUAUUAUAUGAAGAAGAAAAAUAUUUAUUUGAUACAAGAGAAUAUUCCAAUAUAAAAAAUAAAAAUAUGUAUUUAAAAAUAAUGAAGUCUAUAAAAUUAAAGAGAAUUAAUAGAAAUGCUUAUGCACAAAACUUAGUUAAUAAUAAAAGUAAAAAUAUUAUAUUUGAUACUAGCACAAUUGAUACUGUGUCUAUUUUUAAUUCAGACGAAGGUGAACAUAGUGACUCAAGUAAUUCUUAUAAUUAUUCUGAUAGCUCAAUGACUUCUUCUCUUGAUAGAAAUAAAUCUAACAAAAAUAUUAAUAACAAAAAAUUUUCUAGUAAAGUAUUUAAUUUAAAUAAUGAAAAAACAAUAAAAGGAAAAAGUAAAUUAGCAUUUAACAAUGAUACACAUAUUUUUAUGAGCAUACUUUAUUAUUUUUUAAAUUAUAAAACUUUUGAAAAAAUUUACACACAAACAAGAAAAUAA